UUUUGCUCGUUGUGUAGUUAGACUUAAAAUGUCUGGACGCGGAAAACAGGGUGGCAAGGCUCGAGCUAAGGCCAAGACCCGCUCUUCGCGGGCUGGACUUCAGUUUCCCGUGGGCCGAGUGCACCGUCUGCUUCGUAAAGGGAACUAUGCCGAGCGGGUCGGGGCGGGAGCACCGGUGUAUCUGGCGGCGGUGCUGGAGUACCUGACGGCUGAGAUCCUGGAGUUGGCGGGUAACGCGGCCCGGGACAACAAGAAGACCCGCAUCAUCCCACGUCACCUGCAGCUGGCCAUCCGCAACGACGAGGAGCUCAACAAGCUGCUGGGCAAAGUCACCAUCGCUCAGGGCGGCGUCCUGCCCAACAUCCAGGCCGUGCUGCUCCCUAAGAAGACCGAGAGUCACCAUAAGGCCAAGGGCAAGUAAACUGGAAUAUUCCAAGUUCUUGUUCCUUGAACAUUCAAUUUUAGCCAAAGGCUCUUUUCAGAGCCACCCACGUAUUCAUUAAAAGGGCUU
Molecule: messenger RNA, 511 nt
Organism: Capra hircus (goat)
Lineage: Eukaryota; Metazoa; Chordata; Mammalia; Artiodactyla; Bovidae
Product: histone H2A type 1
Exons: 1
Coding region: 29-421 (130 amino acids)
Cellular component (GO): nucleosome
Molecular function (GO): DNA binding; structural constituent of chromatin; protein heterodimerization activity
Source: RefSeq, a predicted model, not a curated record